AACGAACACGUAAUCAGGCACAAGAUGUAAAUGAAACAUCACCAGGCAAGUGUUACAAAAAUGCUUAAGCAAGAAGCAUAUGAUUUUCCAUGGAUGUUUUACAGGUGCGAGCGGCGCGGGCGCCCGCUGCGAGAAGGCCUGCAACCCGCGGCUGGGCAACCUGGCGCACGGGCGGGCGCUGCGCACGGACACGGCCUGCGGCACCGGCGCCCCCGAGCCCUUCUGCGCCUAUGCCGAGGCGCUGAUCGUGGUGUUCAAGUCGCCGCGGCCGGCCGCCAUGGUGCUGGAGCGCUCGCAGGACUUCGGCAGGACCUGGCGGCCCUACAAGUACUUCGCCGCUAACUGCUCGGCCACCUUCGGGCUGGAGGACGACGUGGCGCGCCGGGGGGCCGCCUGCACCUCCAGAUACUCCAGCCCCUUCCCCUGCACGGGAGGAGAGGUGAUAUACCGAGCCCUGUCGCCGCCCUUCGCGGCCGAGGACCCGUACAGCGCGGCGGCGCAGGAGCAGCUGAAGAUCACCAACCUGCGCGUGCGGCUGCUGAAGCGGCAGGCCUGCCCCUGCCGCGCCGAGGGCCGCCCGCCGCCGCCCCCGCAGCUGCUGCACUUCGCCAUCUACGACUUCAUCGUGAAGGGCAGCUGCUUCUGCAACGGCCACGCGGACCACUGCGUGCCCGUCGCCGGCUUCAGACCCGUCAAGGCCGCCGGCGUCUUCCACGUGGUCCAUGGGAAAUGCAUGUGCAAGCACAACACAGCAGGAGCCCAUUGCCAGCAGUGUGCUCCGCUCUACAAUGACCAGCCUUGGCAGGCUGCAGACGGCAAAACCGGAGCCCCCAGAGAGUGUCAGUCGUGCAAGUGUAAUGGGCAUGCAGACACUUGUCAUUUUGACAUGGAUGCGUGGCUGGCGUCGGGCAACCGCAGCGGUGGCGUCUGCGACAACUGUCAGCACAACACGGAGGGGCAGCACUGCCAGCGCUGCAAGCCGGGCUUCUACCGGGACCUCAGAAGGCCUUUCUCUGCCCCAGACGCCUGCAAACAUGCGGAGAGAAAGUUCUGGCUGGAAAACGUAUUUAGUGGUAGACGGUGGAGGACUCUGCUCACCUCAGGAGGAAGGCUUAUCGCAUCCUUCCCUUCCCACAGCGCCGACGUAGACUGGCAUCACGAAGUGCCUCCUUUCCAGCCGGUGCUCAACGACAGCGAGCCAGCCUGGGGCUGGGAGGACGAGCAAGGGUUUUCAGCACUGCGACACUCUGGUAAAUGCGAAUGUAAAGAACAAGUUUUAGGGAAUCCCAAGGCUUUCUGUGGAAUGAAGUACACCUAUGUGAUAAAGACAAAAAUCUUAUCAGCUCAUGAUAAAGGCUCCCAUGCAGAAGUCAACGUGAAGAUCAAGAAGGUCUUGAAAUCUACAAAGCUAAAGAUUCUCCGGGGCAAGAGGACUCUCUAUCCUGAAUCCUGGACUAACAGAGGCUGCACUUGUCCAAUCCUUAAUCCCGGCUUGGAGUACCUGGUAGCCGGACACGAGGAUGUGCGGACCGGCAGGCUCGUGGUCAACAUGAAGAGCUUUGUCCAGCAGUGGAAGUCAGCCCUGGGAAGAAAGGUCCUGGAGAUUUUGAAACGAGACUGCAACUAGGAGUGCACAACCACCUAAGGCCUUUCUUUAUGCACAGAAUGCAACCUUCGCGGAGAGGAGACCUCUAGGAUGAAAACUGGAAUGUAAGAAAAUAGUGUCCAAAUGUGUAGCGAGGUGUUCUGCUUUGUAGGCACUGUCUGAAUUAACCCUUCCCAGCCAAUGUUCAUUUACUCUCCUUAGCUUCUUUGCAA
This is a messenger RNA of Tinamus guttatus (white-throated tinamou), 1818 nucleotides long. Lineage: Eukaryota; Metazoa; Chordata; Aves; Tinamiformes; Tinamidae. The record is from RefSeq and is a predicted model, not a curated record.